CAGUUAAAUUUGUGUCAGCAGUUACGAAACCAGCUGUGACUGCAACACCGUACUCCUUACUCACUAAAAUUUUAUCUUGUCUUAUACAAUACGACUGACAUUCUGGCGUUGCAUCUCGUUGCAUCAACCCCAUCAACCACGACUGCUUUGGUUUCUCAGAAAUUUGGAAUAAUAAAGAAAUUGGAACACAUGCUUUAAUGGAAAGUAGAUAAUGUCUGAGCUUUCUUCAGAGAAAAUAUUUGGCAUUGUCUUCAUAGCAUUUUUCUCUGUAUUUACGUCAUGUGCUGAAGUGAAUCUUUUCAACAAAAAUGUGAGUAAACAGAGUAUAGAUGCUGCUGGUGAAGAAAGAGAGGUUGUCAGAACUAAGGGAGAUUUGAUCUUGGGUGGCCUUUUCACCCUUCAUAAAAGAAAGCCAAACGAUGAGUGUAGCCAUUUGCUAUCAAACCCAAAGAACAUUAUGAGAGUUGAAGCAAUGCUUCAUGCCAUUGAUGAGAUCAAUAAUGACUCAACAAUCCUUCCUCAUGUGAAGCUUGGUGCCGAAAUAAGAGAUGAUUGUUUUUCAGGCACAAUAGCUUUGGAAGAAAGUUUGAACUUUGUAUUAAAUGCCUUUCGUCAAUCAGAAAAGAUUUGCAAAAAUGCCAUAAAUCGAGCACCUCCAGUUAUUGGCGUUAUUGGUACUGUAGCAAGCCAUACAACAAUGGCUGUUGCAAGCAUGUUAAGAUUGUUUAAGGUACCCCAGAUCAGUUAUGGUGCAACAAGUCCUGAUCUCAGUAAUCGUGAUGAAUAUACAUACUUCAUGAGGACAUUACCAUCUGAUGUAUGUCAAGCACAAGCAUUAUUUGACAUAACUGUAAAACUUGGUUGGUCUGCUGUCUUUUUAAUAAGCUCUCCACUUAUCUAUGGUAAAGGUCUUAGGAAAAAAUUUUUGAAGCUUGCAAGAGAGCGGCAUCUUUGCAUUGUGGAUGACAUGGAGAUGAGCACCAAAAUCCAAUUAAGGGAACAGCAAAUUUCAAGUUUUCUUCAAAGGAUAAAUUUAAGACAGAGCGUCCGUGGAGUGGUUUUACUUACUGAGAGUAUUUAUACAAAAAAAAUACUGGAGAAAGCUCGAGACUUGGCAAUAUCUCCAGGACGUUUUCGCUGGCUUGGAACUGACACUUGGGGAACUGGGCAGAAUCUUCGUGGUAUUGAAGAGAUUGCUAAUGGGGCUAUCUCAAUCUCUGUACACAACUCUACAGCUCGAUCCCUUCAGAAAUUCAAUGAUUAUUUCUUGGCAUUGAAACCCGCUGUGGAAAACGUCAGAAAUCCAUGGUUCAAGGAAUUUUAUCACGAGUAUUUCAACUGCAGUAAUUUUAGCGCAUCCUGCAGUGGAAAUGAACUGAAUGUUUUCAAUGAUAACAAGAUUCCGCAUGUCAUUGAUGCAGUGUAUGCAUUUGCUUAUAGUUUGGAGGCUAUGUUAGGCACAACUAACCAAUCACUGGAAGUAAAUCGUCAGUUAGAGGAGCUCUCGGCAAAGGGGGUCGAUUUUUUGGACUUUUUAAUGAAUGUUAGUUUUAUCGGUAGGAGUGGACUUGUUUCUUUUGAUGUCAAUGGUGACGGGAUACCACGUUAUGACAUCAUGAGUUAUAACGAUAAAAAAUACCAGAAGAUUGCGAUUUGGAAAAAUGGCAAUUUCAUUUCGAUAGACUUAUGGUUUGAAAAUCUAGCUGGUAAUGAAAGGUACACUUCUUACUGUGGUGAAAAAUGCAAGUUUGGACAAGGUCGACUUACAAGCCAAGACGCUCCUCCAUGUUGUUGGAGCUGUUACAAUUGUGCUUUGAAUGAAUAUGUUAACUCCUCUUCACAUUUGUGUCAGUCUUGUGAUAUUCACCAACGUCUCAACCGAAAUAAGACAAGGUGUGUUACGUUGCUUGAGGUUGGACCAACGAAAUGGGUUGUCAUUCUUUUGACAACAUGGGGGAGCAUGGGUCUUCUUGCAACAUUUUUUGUCGCCUUCACAAUCUACAAAUUUUAUUCCACCCCAGUUAUCAUGGCAUCAGGACGUGAACUCAUGCUCGUGUUGCUUGCCGGUAUAGCGUUAUCCUUUGGUCUUGGAUUCGUGUUAUUGGGUGAGCCAUCCAGACGUAAUUGUGUAUUUCAAAGAUUUGGCUCGGGAGUUUUCUUAGCAAUGUGUUAUUCUGCCAUAUUUGUAAAGACCAACAGAGUUGCUCGUAUAUUUCGUGGAGAUACGAGACCUGCUUUCAUUUCGCCACGCUCCCAACUACUUAUCACAUCAAUUCUGGUUUCUCUACAACUUGGGAUUUGUAUGAUAGCGUCAGUUUUCGGGACCAGAUCGGAAGUGACGGAGUUUUACGAACAUGAACAUUUUCAUAAAAUAUGUCGAACUUCUGGAAAGGAAUACGUUGUAUCCAUCAGCUAUAACGUGUUUCUUUUGCUUCUAUGUACCUUCUACGCUUUUUUGACUCGAAAAUUACCCGCCAACUUCAACGAAGCAAGACUGGUAGGAAUAACAGUGUACACCACAUGUGUUCAAUGGAUAUGUUUUUUCCCAUUGUUCUAUGGUACACUGCCUGUGUACCAUACCUCCGUUCUUCUUCUAAAUUCAUGCAUUAAUGCGACCGUUUUACUUUUGGGAAUGUUUGCACCAAAGGUUUACCUAGUGUGGUUUCAACAAGAAAAAAAUACCCGCGAGGGAUCAAAUCCCCGCGAGAGAGAGACAAAUAAGACGUCUUCAGAAUUGAACGAUUGCUCUCAGUCUGUUCAUGGUAUGGAUAGACUGGUGCAGUCUUAAUGACUGAAUAAAUUAUUGUUGGUUUUAUCACAUAAUAUAAUGUGAAAUGAUAUUAAAAAUGUCGAUUUAGAAAUGUCAUAGCUCUUACGCAGUACUAUAAAUUAUUGUAGUUGAAGUUAUUUUAGUGGAAAGUAUUGUUGUAGAAAAGUUACCUAAGUAGAGUUUGCUUUAAAACUUAAGAUGUUUGUGUAAUUUAACAACGUAAUGUUGAGAAACACAACUGAGAUGUAAGACGAGGGAAAACGAUUAAAUUACCGUAGAAACGUUA
Molecule: messenger RNA, 3056 nt
Organism: Xenia sp. Carnegie-2017
Lineage: Eukaryota; Metazoa; Cnidaria; Anthozoa; Malacalcyonacea; Xeniidae
Product: metabotropic glutamate receptor 1-like
Exons: 4
Coding region: 212-2788 (858 amino acids)
Biological process (GO): regulation of synaptic transmission, glutamatergic; G protein-coupled glutamate receptor signaling pathway
Cellular component (GO): membrane
Molecular function (GO): adenylate cyclase inhibiting G protein-coupled glutamate receptor activity
Source: RefSeq, a predicted model, not a curated record